Episyrphus balteatus (marmalade hoverfly) is the source of this 386-nucleotide messenger RNA. RefSeq lists its product as uncharacterized. The coding region runs from base 1 to 372 and encodes 123 amino acids. The record is from RefSeq and is a predicted model, not a curated record. NCBI's taxonomy places the organism in Eukaryota, Metazoa, Arthropoda, Insecta, Diptera, Syrphidae. The transcript is spliced from 3 exons.
AUGGAGGACAUUUUAAGAAAAGGCUUACUAACUUUAACAGUUUUAUUACUCGUAAAUUAUGUUGCGGCGGAUGUUAAAACAAUUGUGGAAGGAAUCACAGUGGAAAAUAAAGGAGGAAAUUUAAUAUGUGAUUCAUUGUUAUGCCCUCCGGAAACAGCUCAAUGUCGUGUUACAAAAAUAUUUGAUCCAAAUGAUGACAAAUAUUUCUUGCGCAUUCGAAAAUGUAUUGACUCAAAUGGAACUGAACUUAGGAAACAAAAACAUCGAGAACCAACUGGGCCCUACAAUCAAACUAUGACUGUUACAUUAGAAGCUGGACCAAAUGCAUCUAUUAUAUUUUCAAAUCCAGAUAUCGAUGCAGAUUCAAAGUGAAGAUUAAACAAAAA